This is a messenger RNA of Knipowitschia caucasica, 3012 nucleotides long. NCBI's taxonomy places the organism in Eukaryota, Metazoa, Chordata, Actinopteri, Gobiiformes, Gobiidae. The record is from the annotation of a GenBank genome assembly.
AUGGAAUACCACUGGAUACUCCUACCUGUCAUUCUACACUUCAUCUUUCACCCAGUUGACACCAAGCCAUCCAUCACCCCAACCACCACCAGCCUGGUCUUCCACUCCCACCUCUCCCUCGGGACGUACCUUGUGGUCGAAAUGAACAAACCCUUUGGCCUUCGUUGCCAGGGAGACAAGGUGAUGCACUGGAUGAGGGAGGGCCGGCCCAAAGUCCGCGGGGAGACGCAGGUGGAUGGGAUGUCCACGGUGCAUGUCCAGCGCGCCCUCCUUUCUCACACAGGACGAUACAUCUGCUUCGAGGAACUAUCCAGCCUCCAAACAUCUAUCUAUGUCUUUGUCAGAGAUCCUGACAAUCCUUUCAGAAGAUCAAUAGUGGAUAGUAUAUUAGCUCGAGAAGGAGAGACAGUUACCAUUCCCUGCUUGGCAACGGAUCCAAGUUUGGAAAAAUUGCAUUUACAAACCUGCUCCUCGAAAAGCUUGGCCACUGGUCUACAAUACAACACCAGUCUGGAUCAGGGCAUCACCAUCUUUCACGCACAGAAGGACUAUGAAGGCUGCUACAUCUGUAAAGGAACCCUGGGCGAUAAAGAAGUCCAGUCCAUAAACUACCGCCUCACUGUGAAACCAGUGCCCCGAGCUAAGCCUGUGAUUGAUAUGCAGUCUCCAAAGCGCUUAAUUCUCAUUCGCGGUGAGAACCUGUCUCUCAGCUGCAACACGUCCAACGUCAACAGUGACAUCAAACUGGAGUGGCUGACUCCACCCGGCUCGGGUGCCGUCUGGUAUCCACAGCAACCGGCAGAGGUGAGCACUAAAUCUGGAAUCGAGAUGGAGCCGGUGGAAUACGUAUGCAGCAUUAGCCUGAGCAUCAGGAGUGUGAAGCCCCAGGAUUCGGGCCGCUAUCAGUGCGAAGCCCACAACGAGAAGGGCGUCAGCUCCCAGUCACUCUGGCUCGAUGUUUAUGAAAAAGGUUUCAUUGACCUGACGCCACAGACGAAUAAGUCCUAUCACGUUCGCUCUGGGGAGAGUUUGACCCUGAAAGUGGACAUGGAGGCCUAUCCCAAACCACGCAGCUUCUCCUGGUCCUUCAGACAGCAUGGCCUCCGCAACACAACCGACCACGUCAUCACCACAUACUCGCACCAGUACAGGUUUGUAAGCGAGCUGCGGCUUGUGCGGUUGAAGAUAGCGGAAAGCGGUGUCUACACUUUCAAGGCAACAAAUGGACACACAUCCGUGAACCAGUCAUUCACCAUCUUCGUCAUCAGUAAACCAGAGAUCGUCGCGCACAUGGGCCCAGUGAAUGGUCAAGUGCGCUGUGUUGCUGAGGGAUUCCCUGCUCCACGGAUCACAUGGUUCUAUUGUGAGCAGUCAUACGUGAGGUGUUCGCAGCAGGUGAACGCCACGCAGGAGGAGCAGAAUGUGAUCACGGUGACGGUGCUGAGCCCUCUGUUCGGGAAGUCUGAGGUGGAGAGCCGCGUGAACGUGAGCCGCGGGCGCUUCAGUACGCUGGAGUGCGUGGCCACGGCGGAGGGCGAGCAGGCCUACAUGCUCUUCUCUAUCAGCGAGAAGAGAGUCCCUCAUGAUUUGUUCGCGCCCUUGCUCAUUGGCACAGCGUCAGCAGCGGCAUUCCUCUGUCUGGUCCUCAUCGCGCUCUUCUACAAGUACUUAAAGAAACCCAAAUAUCAGAUCCAGUGGAAAGUUAUUGAGGGCGUGCACGGAAACAACUAUGUGUAUAUUGACCCCACCCAGCUACCGUACAAUCACCAAUGGGAGUUUCCACGGAAUAACCUGCAGUUUGGAAAGACUUUGGGAUCUGGAGCUUUUGGAAAAGUGGUGGAGGCAAGAGCGUACGGCCUCUCCAAAGAAGACUCAGUCAUGACUGUGGCAGUGAAGAUGUUGAAAUCAAGCGCACAUUCCACAGAGAAAGAAGCGCUGAUGUCUGAACUGAAGGUGCUGAGUUACUUGGGGAACCACAUGAACAUAGUCAACCUGCUCGGAGCGUGCACUGUUGGAGGUCCCACAUUAGUGAUAACAGAAUACUGCUGCUUUGGAGACCUGCUCAACUUCUUGCGUCGGAAACAAGAAUUUUUCAUCUGUUACAAGAACGAGGAGGACUGUUACUAUCACAAUCUGGUGCUGCAGCGAGUGGCUAAUGGAGACAGCUUGAACGGCUACAUGAGCAUGAAGCCUUCUGUCGCUGGCACGCACCCGCUAACGUCCAAGAAGAGGCGCUCCAUACGAAACGGUGGUUCGUACAUUGGGGCAGAUGAAGAAAGCGAGUGUUUUGAUGAAGAUGGUCUGUCUCUGGACACCGAGGACCUCCUGAGCUUCUCGUAUCAGGUCGCAAAAGGGAUGGAGUUCCUGGCCUCCAAAAAUUGCAUUCACAGAGACCUGGCUGCCAGAAACAUCCUUCUUACACAGGGGAGAGUGGCUAAAAUCUGUGAUUUUGGUUUGGCCCGUGACAUCACUACAGACUCCAACUAUGUGGUCAAAGGAAACGCCCGUUUGCCAGUGAAGUGGAUGUCUCCAGAAAGUAUUUUUGAGUGUGUCUAUACUUUUGAGAGUGAUGUCUGGUCCUAUGGCAUUUUGCUGUGGGAAAUCUUCUCUUUAGGAAGCAGCCCGUAUCCAGGGAUGCCUGUGGACGCCAAGUUCUACAAGAUGAUAAAAGAAGGAUACAGGAUGAACGCCCCAGAGUUUGCACCCAAUGAAAUGUAUCAGAUUAUGUGGUCGUGCUGGGACCCUGUCCCCGUUAAACGGCCCCCCUUCACGAAGGUCGUGGAACAGAUCGAACAGCAGCUUUCAGAUGCUACUAAACACAUUUACCUGAAUUUCGGCUCGAGGCUCACGCUAACGCCGACGUCCACAGAGAAGCCUGGAUCCCAAAGUCCCAGCUCGGUCCAUCCUGUGAAGCCGGAGAGUAACAACAACCCCCAGACACAGCCCUUACUGCUCCAGCAUGAGGUCUUCCUGGCGGGGAGCGGGAGCGGUCUGAGAGCCCAGCGGGUUUAG